Nematolebias whitei (Rio pearlfish) is the source of this 982-nucleotide messenger RNA. RefSeq names its product ephrin-A5b (gene efna5b). Gene Ontology annotation, biological process: regulation of cell-cell adhesion; ephrin receptor signaling pathway; axon guidance. Gene Ontology annotation, cellular component: external side of plasma membrane; plasma membrane. The transcript is spliced from 5 exons. NCBI's taxonomy places the organism in Eukaryota, Metazoa, Chordata, Actinopteri, Cyprinodontiformes, Rivulidae. Gene Ontology annotation, molecular function: ephrin receptor binding. The record is from RefSeq and is a predicted model, not a curated record. The coding region runs from base 293 to 982 and encodes 229 amino acids.
CCCCGCGCGCGAGAGACAAAACAAAACAAAAAAAAACGCAGCGACGCGUUGUUUGUCUGUCCCUUCCCAUCGCUGUCACCCUGAACAAGUGUCCUCUCAACUGUCCCGCAGAGUGAGCACGGUUCCCCCUCCACCUCGCUCUUCACUUGGUUCAACACUUCAUGAAGCGGCAGCGGGAACACAUGGCCACAUGUGACUGAGACUCGUCACCUGUCCCGCGUAACGCGCACGCAGACUCUAACCCGCCUGACCCGACCGACGCUGAGGAGGAAUACGAAGUUUGGCCGUAGUGAUGCUGCAUGUGGAAAUGGUCCUCUUCAUCUGCCUGGUGCUGCUGAUGUGCGUGUUCAGCCAGGAGCCCGGAUCCAAAGUGGUGGCCGACCGCUACGCCGUCUUCUGGAACCGAACCAACGCCAAGUUCCAUCGUGGCGACUACCAUAUUGACGUGUGCAUAAAUGACUACCUGGAUGUCUACUGCCCUCAUUAUGAAGACUCCGUGCCUGAGGAGCGGACAGAGCGCUAUGUCCUCUACAUGGUCAACUACGAUGGCUACAGCACAUGCGACCACACCGCCAAGGGCUUUAAGCGCUGGGAGUGCAACAGACCGCACUCCCCAAACGGACCGCUGAAGUUUUCAGAGAAGUUUCAGCUCUUCACUCCCUUCUCCUUGGGCUUUGAAUUCAGACCAGGCAGAGAGUACUACUACAUCUCGUCCACCAUUGCUCAAAAUGGGAAGAAAACGUGCCUGAAGCUAAAAGUUUUCGUCCGACCAUCAAACGGCUGUGUGAAAACUAUAGGCGUUCAUGACCGUGUCUUUGACGUAGACAACAAAGUAGACAAUUCAGAAGAAUUACGAGAUGGAAUUAGUCACGAAACAGCUGCUCCUUCUCGAAGUGAAACAAAUGCUGCACCACACCUUCAGAAGACAAGUCCUCUGGUUGCUUUGUUGCUGGUUACCUUAGUGGCAAUAUUCACCUUAUAG